Molecule: messenger RNA, 1452 nt
Organism: Candidozyma duobushaemuli
Lineage: Eukaryota; Fungi; Ascomycota; Pichiomycetes; Serinales; Metschnikowiaceae
Product: mitochondrial 37S ribosomal protein mS29
Exons: 1
Coding region: 1-1452 (483 amino acids)
Biological process (GO): mitochondrial translation
Cellular component (GO): mitochondrial small ribosomal subunit
Molecular function (GO): structural constituent of ribosome
Source: RefSeq, a predicted model, not a curated record
AUGUUGCCUGCCAGACAAUCGUGGGGUCUUAGUGUCCACGCAAGGACGCUUUCAUCCUAUGCUCCAUUGGCCCUGCUGAGAGAGACUCUCAGUAAGAAAGCCCGUCAGGCAUUAAGAGAAGCCAGACAGCUGGCUAAGAAAGAAAAAACUCAACAGGGCAGGAAGAAGGUCAAGAAGGGAGGAAUGACUCACCAUUUUUUCAGAGAUGCCGUCAGUGUGCUUCGAUCUGAAAACAAAAUUCAACCCUUGGAAAACUUGGGUGUCACCCCGCUUGAGGCAGGGGACAUGGAGAAUGAGAGCAUAGUUUCUUACAACCAAGCCAGUCUUCCACUCUUGAAAGGCUUGAACGUUUUCAAAAGAUACCAACAUCAUGAGCUUUUUGAAAGUCCAAUUUCUGUUGUCUCGCUGAACACCAGAUUGUUGUUGGACAAUGUCUUGAAUGAUGCGAAGAACACCAAAGAGAACAGACAUUUCCUUCGAGGUGAGAGAGGAGUGGGCAAAUCCACGCUUCUCGCUCAAGCACAUGCCCUUGCGUACUCAAAGUAUAAGGGUGACGUUGUCAUGUUGCAUUUCGAGUCUCCAGAGAAUAUCGUGAAUGGUACCUCCAAUUAUUUGUUCAACAAGGAGAAAGGCGUUUUCCAGCAGCCAAUGUUCACGAAAAGAUGGAUAGGAAAGACCCGUUUUGUGAAUGAAAAGGUUUUCAGAAAGAUGCCUUUGACUAAGGAUAUCGAAGUGUCCACCGAGAAGUCUGCUUUCAAGUUGAAGAAGGACAGUAACACAGUUUAUGAUUUCCUCCUCAGAAGUCGUGACUUUGCUAAAGCCACAUCUGCUUUUGACCUCUUAUGGGAGCAGCUUCAACAUCACUCAGAAAAGUUCCCAGUGAUCUGCACAAUCGAUAACUUCAACGGCCUCAUCUCGAAGCCUUUUACCGAGUAUCGCCACACAAAUUACACUCCCAUCCACCUUACCGAAUUUGAGAUGGGUAACUACCUUCUUGACUUGGUUACAGGUGAUCUCUCCUUCAAGAAGGGAGCUGUCAUUGCAUGCGACUCUAGCGCCCAUGCCAAUACAAAAACUCUCUCAGUGGGUUUGGGACUUGAGGAAUAUGACCCAUACUCGAGAAAGGCAGAGUGCGACAAGAUUAUCGCUCAACGUCUUCUCAAAAACGGCAAGAUCCCUGUUGUGAAUGUCAAAAACCUCACACCUGAGGAAGCCCGUUCUUUGGUCCUGUUCUAUGGCCAGGCUGGUGUUUUGAAGGUUAGAGACUACCCAUACAAAGAGACUAUUGCCAUGCCAGAAGACACAAGCUCUGCGAGCCUGAUGAAACUCGUGGGUGCUUUGCCACAAGUGAUCGAUGCUGAAUACCAGUUUGAGAGACUCAUUAAAUCAACUUUCAACGUGUCCCAGGGUAACCCAGGUCACCUUCUUAAAGCAGCCGCUUUCGACUGCUGA